AUGAUAUCAAUUGAAAAUAAACAAGUUAGAGAAAAAGUUAGAGACUUUAUUGGUGGUGCUUUCUCUGGUGUUGCAUGUACGUUGGCAGGACAUCCAUUCGAUACUCUGAAGGUCAGACUUCAAACCGAGGGAACCACCGGUAGAUUCAAAGGAAUGACUCACUGCUUGACGACCACCAUCAAAGAGGAAGGUAUACUCGCUCUCUACAAGGGUGCAACACCACCAAUGGUUGGAAUGUCAAUAAUCAACUCCUGCAUGUUUGGAACACUGGCAAUCGUCAAGAAGAAAAUUCAUCCAGACACAACCACACCCAUAACACUUCCAGAGAUAAUGGUAUCAGGUGCCAUAACAGGUUGGGCAGUAAGUUUUGUUGCCACUCCAAUUGAAACAGUUAAAUCGAAAUUACAAGUACAAUAUUCAGGUACAAAGUUAUAUAGUGGACCAAUCGAUUGCAUUCAAAAGGUGGUUAGACAGGAGGGUAUUCAAGGACUGUAUAGAGCGUUGAUUCCAACUGGAUUCCAACGUAAUAGUUUGUGGGCGUAUUUCGGUGGCUACGAGCUGGCCAAUCGCUAUUUGAAGCGUGAGGAUGGCACUAUGACGGUGGGACGUUCUUUCUUGGCGGGUGGUGUCGCCGGUACUGGAUUCUGGUGCACCAACUUCCCGUUCGAUGUGAUUCGUAGUCGUAUCAUGACGAUGCCAAACGACAAGGUAACAGGCAAGCCUAUCUACUCGGGCAUGAUCGACUGCGCCAAGAAGAUCUACGCAGUCGACGGUUGGCGUGGAUUCUGGAAAGGUUUCACCCCAUGUCUCUUACGUACAUUCCCCGCAAACGGUGCCACUUUCGUUGCUUAUGAAUUCGUCAUGAAGAUGAUACCCGCUGCUUAA
Heterostelium album PN500 is the source of this 885-nucleotide messenger RNA. RefSeq names its product mitochondrial substrate carrier family protein (gene mcfL). Gene Ontology annotation, molecular function: transmembrane transporter activity. The record is from RefSeq and is a predicted model, not a curated record. Gene Ontology annotation, biological process: transport. The transcript has 2 exons. Lineage: Eukaryota; Evosea; Eumycetozoa; Acytosteliales; Acytosteliaceae. Bases 1 to 885 code for a protein of 294 amino acids.